This is a messenger RNA of Carcharodon carcharias (great white shark), 942 nucleotides long. RefSeq names its product olfactory receptor class A-like protein 4. The transcript has a single exon. Gene Ontology annotation, molecular function: G protein-coupled receptor activity. Gene Ontology annotation, cellular component: membrane. The record is from RefSeq and is a predicted model, not a curated record. NCBI's taxonomy places the organism in Eukaryota, Metazoa, Chordata, Chondrichthyes, Lamniformes, Lamnidae. Gene Ontology annotation, biological process: G protein-coupled receptor signaling pathway; sensory perception of taste.
AUGGAAUUUGAGACUACAGCUCAGCUCAUCUUUUAUGGGUUGCUGGUGUUUCUGGGGAUUUGGGGGAAUAUUUUGGUCUUGGUGACAAUACUCGCCACCACAGUGGAGAGCCACGGCCUCGCCGCCUCUGACAUCAUCCUAACCAACCUGGCAGCCGUCAACUUGCUCAUUUCCAUUUUUCGGAACAUCCUUCUGUUUAUUACGGAGUCGGGGGUGAAGAUUCUGCUGAGCCUCCACUGGUGCCGAGUGUUCAUGUUCCUCUGGGUGUGGCUGAAGUCUGUGAGCGUGUGGGUCACUUUCUGUCUGAGCUAUUUCCACUUUCUCAAAAUAAAACAGCACUUCCACCUGAGCACAAAGAUGAAGGAGAUCAUGUACGUGAUGGCGAUAUUAUUUGCGGUGUGACUUGUUAAUUUCCUCUAUGCAAUCCCAGCUUUCAUUUAUAGCCGGACUGCCAGUGGGAACGAGACGAAGAUCCUGAUGGUGGUCAGCACCACCAUGGAGCCUUUCCUGGGCUGUGUCUGGAAGUUCCCCACUCCGGAGAGCGGCAUAACGUUCGCAGUGGUCUCCCUCAUUCUUCAUGAACUCAUACCCAUCAUAUUCAUGGUCAGCACCAAUCUCAGCACCGUGUACUAUCUCAGCAAACACAUCAGGGUGAUCGCGGACGAGCACUUGCACAGUGUGCAAAUGGAGAGGACAGCAGCCAAGUUGAUCAUGACGCUAGUGACACUGUUUGUCCUGUGUACAGGCACCCACUUGCUGGCUGUCAGUUACUACAAUCACAAUGGGGGCACGUCCACUGCCUUUUUGUUGACCCUGGCAAAGUACUGCGCCACCGUGUUUAUAGGCUUCAGUCCUCUGUUGCUCGCUGCAGGACACAGCAAGUUGCGACAUAAAGUCUGCAAGGUGUUGCAUAUUAAAGUAUUCUCAUUUUCUUUUUUUUAA